Messenger RNA from Paraglomus brasilianum, 566 nucleotides. NCBI's taxonomy places the organism in Eukaryota, Fungi, Glomeromycota, Glomeromycetes, Paraglomerales, Paraglomeraceae. The record is from the annotation of a GenBank genome assembly.
AUGCCCCCGACUCACGAUUCAUGCAGAAUUAUGAAAGCAAUUGUAGUCAAAGACCGAUGGUUAAGAUCCAUCGACGAAAUGGUCGUUGACCCCAACGCUCCUGAACCAACAUUGGGGAAAGACCAAAUUUUGGUUGAAAUUAAAGCUGCAGCAUUGAAUUUCUUUGACAUUUUAGUGGUACAAGGAAAAUAUCAGAUCAAGCCGCCUUUUCCUUUUGUUCCGGGUGCAGAGUUCGCUGGUGUAAUAUUAAAAGUCAGCCCUGGUGCCAAGACCACUUUGAAACCAGGAGAUAGAGUAUUCGGUAGUGGCCAGGGUGGAUUUGCCGAGCGCAUUGUAGUACAGAUCUCCAAUGUAAUUGCCAUCCCGGAAGGUAUGAGCUUUGUUGAAGCAGCCGGUCUUUAUAUCACAUAUCCGACCAGUUAUGCCGCUCUCGUAUUAAGGGCUGAUCUGAAGAAAGAUGAAUGGUGUCUUGUACACGGAGGGGCUGGUGGAGUUGGGAUCGCGGCUGUACAAAUUGCAAAGGCAUUAGGUGCUAAAGUCAUUGCAACUGGCGGUUCAGAUGAGAA